AAAAGGGGGAGUGUACGUGGUUUGUUUAAUGAAUGAUGGCACGGUGGCCUGUCAAAAAGAGAAAAAUUUAAUUUUACUUUUGGGUGAUUUAAAUCAGGAAGGAGUUGAGCUAUUGCAAUAGCUGAGAGCAUUUUUGCACCGCUUUUGGAGUGUUUCGAUGAGAUCCAGCCUGUCAUGUGAACAUGGAAAAUCAUGCCAACUAGCAGCCAGAGAACGAUAAGAAUGCUAACAAUAGAAGCAUUCCUUUGCUUUUUGAUAAUAGGAUGUGCCUUUUGUGUCAGCCUUGAUGAAGCUAACCAGAACACUGUCAACAUUAAUCAGUCGGUGGUUGCGAAUAAAAAAAAUGAAAAGCCGUCAACUCCAAAGGCGGAGUUGGCACCUAGUGCGGGAAACGUCAGCAGCAGCGUCGAUAACCAGCAGCACUCGGGGUCCAAGUCGAAGAAGAAAGACAAGGCGAUACCUGACGCUUCCUGGUACCUGGCUAACAAAACUCUCCUUCCUGUCACCCCUGAGAAAGUUCCACCCUCCACUAUUGACUCCACGGAAAGUGGACGAAAUUCCAGCACAGCAAUUGCACCUGUUGGCCCAGGGGGCAGAGUCAACUCCGGCUCCCUGCUAAGAGGGUUCUAUGUGUUUCUAGGCCUUGGCUUGAUUGUAAUUAUGUAUCUUGUUGCCAGAACUGUAAGACUGAAACAAAAAGUGACCAGAGUCCACAAGUACGGCAUUAUUUCCAACAGAGACGAUCUAGAAAUGGCACCACUUGAGAUUGAUGAUGAUGAAAAUGAAGUACUUUUUGAGCUUCCUAUAAAAUAAUUAUAUGCUUUUUUGCUUUUGAAAGCUUUUCCAAUGACAAAAAACUGCUUAGGUGCAAUCGAAAAAUCAGAUCUAUUUUAAAGUGCAUUUGUAAGCGAUAUUAUUGAAAAUGAAGAUUAUAUUUAUCUAUAUAAUAAAUCAGUUUUCUUCAAUA
Messenger RNA from Neocloeon triangulifer, 967 nucleotides. RefSeq lists its product as uncharacterized. The transcript is spliced from 3 exons. NCBI's taxonomy places the organism in Eukaryota, Metazoa, Arthropoda, Insecta, Ephemeroptera, Baetidae. The record is from RefSeq and is a predicted model, not a curated record. The coding region runs from base 193 to 813 and encodes 206 amino acids.